Eutrema salsugineum is the source of this 1254-nucleotide messenger RNA. RefSeq names its product putative F-box protein At2g19630. The coding region runs from base 1 to 1254 and encodes 417 amino acids. The transcript is spliced from 2 exons. Gene Ontology annotation, molecular function: protein binding. The record is from RefSeq and is a predicted model, not a curated record. Lineage: Eukaryota; Viridiplantae; Streptophyta; Magnoliopsida; Brassicales; Brassicaceae.
AUGAGAACACAGCGGCAAGACGACCCGGAGGAUGUUGUCGCCGUCAGGGAACGCAACACGAGAACGAAGAACUCAUCAGAACCGGUCCCAUUUGAUCUAACUUUCGAGAUAUUUUCGAGACUGCCCGCUAAAUCUGUAGCGAGAUUUCACUGCCUCUCGAAGAAAUGGGCUUCCACUCUUCGCCUCACAUAUUUCACGGAUUUGUUCUUCACCAGAUCUUCGGCUCGGCCGCAGCUAUUGUUCGCCUGCCACAAAGAUCGUCACGUGUUCUUCUUCUCCUCAUCUCAGCCUCACAUUUUUCAUCAUGAGCAGCAGCACUCGUCUCUUUUAGCCGCCAAGUAUCAGAUGAAAAUUUCGAAUCCCUUCUUUUCAUCUGAAGGAUUUAUUUCUACAAGAGGCCUUGUCUUUCUUAGAGAUGUAAGAAACAUAAGUUUUUUAAGGGGAACUAAGCAUCAGGCACCUGUCAUAUGUAAACCCAGCACGGGUCAGUAUUUGACCUUACCCAAAGUGAAAACGAGGAGGAGGAUUGGAGUGAACAGCUAUUUUGGUUAUGAUCCUGUUGAGAACCAAUACAAGGUACUUUCCAUGACCUGGUUGGUUUAUGGACAGGUGGAUUAUUGUGGGGAGCAUCAACUUCUGACAUUUGGAACUACUGGUGAACCGUCAUGGAAAAAGAUCCAAUGUCACUUGUUCUAUUCUCUUCGUUCUUUAUAUAACCAGAUAUGCAUCAAUGGUGUUCUGUAUUAUCCAGCGAUCAACAGGUCCUCCCAGGAUUACAUAAUCGUUUGCUUUGAUGUUAGGUCGGAGAAGUUCAGUUUUGUUAGAGAGAAAAGUGGCACUUUCGGUUCUGAACGUCUGAUCAACUAUAAUGGUAAGUUAGGUUCACUUGAGUCUCAAUGUUUCGGUGGAAGCUGUACAAGCAUUAACUUGAAGGUUCUUGAAGAUGCCGAAAAGCAUGAAUGGUCUGAGCAUACAUACGUAUUGCCUGCUCUGUGGAAGAAUUUAGUUGGUGACACAACUGCAAGAUUUGUUGGAGUUACUCGGACAAAUGAAAUUGUCUUGUCCUCGUACUAUCAAUAUCCACAUGCGCCUUUCUACGUUUUCUACUACAAUACCGAGAGGAACACAAUCACAAGAUUUGUAAUCCAAGGUUUUGAAGCGUUUAAGGGUUGUUACUUUCACACCUUUCUAGACCAUGUAGAGGAUUUGAACAUGAAACUUGUGAUACAUAUACUAAAGGAUGCCUUUAUUUGA